Xylaria bambusicola is the source of this 1384-nucleotide messenger RNA. RefSeq lists its product as uncharacterized. The record is from RefSeq and is a predicted model, not a curated record. NCBI's taxonomy places the organism in Eukaryota, Fungi, Ascomycota, Sordariomycetes, Xylariales, Xylariaceae. Bases 173 to 1132 code for a protein of 319 amino acids. Gene Ontology annotation, biological process: protein import into mitochondrial intermembrane space. Gene Ontology annotation, molecular function: protein-disulfide reductase activity. The transcript is spliced from 3 exons. Gene Ontology annotation, cellular component: mitochondrial intermembrane space.
ACCGAAACAGCUUACAAACCCAGUAUCACCACUUCCAAUUCCACUCAACCUCCGUUCACCCUUCGCUGACGGGCCCCUCCCCUCCCGUCAUUCUCCAAUCUCUCUAUUUUCCGUCCCGUCGCUCGUUCUCUGCUUUCGCCGACUAGAUUACGACUAUAGGAGUACGUACGCCAUGUACAGAGCAGCUCUACGAUCCGCGCCGCGGACGAUAGGUCCAUUGCGCCAAUCAUCCCGCACCCCCGCCGCGUCCGGCCGCCGUUUUGCCUCGACCGCCCCGGCAGACAAGAGACGGACUUGGAAGAGCUCCGCCGUGAGGUGGGGAUUGGCUGUUGGUGCUGUCUACUAUUACAGCACGAGCAACGUCUUUGCCGAAGAGCCGAAACUCGCGACAGUGCAGCCACCUCCCGAGUUCUCUGACGAAGACCUGCCCACUAUCGAGGCUGUCGUUGCACAGAAGCGUCGAGAAGCCGAGGCCCGAUCACGAAAAGCCGCUGCCGCCGCCGCUGCUGCCCCAGAGUCCAAAACUAGUCCCGAGCCCGAGACAGCUGCAUUGGCUUCUCAGACUUCGCCCGAGGCACCCGCGAAAGAACUCGAUGGUAACGUUUCGCCGGCGCCGGAGGAUGGCAGCCCAGAGGCACUAGAACAGGAGGCGGCGCAACAGGGCGCUUUCAACCCUGAGACCGGCGAGAUCAACUGGGAUUGUCCAUGCUUGGGCGGCAUGGCGGAUGGCCCCUGUGGCGAGCAGUUCAAGGCUGCUUUCAGCUGCUUCGUAUAUUCACAAGAAGAGCCCAAGGGCAUGGACUGCAUCGAUAAAUUCCAGCAUAUGCAAGACUGCUUCAGGUUACAUCCCGAGGUGUACGGUGAUGAAUUAGCCGAUGACGAGGAAGCCGGGGCCGCCACGGCGGAUGGAGCGCCAACAGACACCGUAGCUGCUAGAGAUGUUUCGGCAGAAAGUGCUUCUGUCGCUAAUGCAGCCCCGACGGAGCCCGCUUCUAAGAGUGUAGCGCCCACGACUAAGGAGACGACGAAGACAGAUGCGAAGAUAAGUGCAACAAAGCCAGAAGCAGUAGAACAAGUCACACCUUCGCCGUCAAAAUCUGCGAAAAAGGAUCCCUGGUCCAAUGCUGAAUAAGAGAUGGGAUGUUUUUUGAGUUUUCAAGAGGGGAGACACGUCUAUCAUGAAACGGGGGCUGUACCACUACUUCAAGCGUCUGUGACAUAGAGCAUAGAGGCGCUGGCGGGAUUUGUUUUUGUUUUUUUUUUUUGAAAAAAAAGAAAAACUACCUACAUUUGUAGAUAAUGUGUAAAUUAUUUUGCAUGAGAUGACAGCGACGUUGUUAGAUACACUAACACAAAUUACCUACCCAUCCUCCUCCAAUUCCUC